Molecule: messenger RNA, 1588 nt
Organism: Lontra canadensis (Northern American river otter)
Lineage: Eukaryota; Metazoa; Chordata; Mammalia; Carnivora; Mustelidae
Gene: CHRNA1
Product: cholinergic receptor nicotinic alpha 1 subunit
Exons: 9
Coding region: 27-1400 (457 amino acids)
Biological process (GO): nervous system process; monoatomic ion transmembrane transport; regulation of membrane potential
Cellular component (GO): synapse; neuron projection; postsynaptic membrane
Molecular function (GO): transmembrane signaling receptor activity; acetylcholine-gated monoatomic cation-selective channel activity
Source: RefSeq, a predicted model, not a curated record
CCAGUCCACACCAGCACCCACAGCCCAUGGAGCCCCAGCCGCUCCUCCUGCUCCUCGGGCUCUGCUCAGCUGGCCUCGUCCUGGGCUCCGAACAUGAGACCCGCCUGGUGGCCAAGCUCUUUGAAGAUUACAACAGCGUGGUGCGGCCAGUAGAAGACCACCGCCAGGCUGUGGAGGUCACUGUGGGCCUACAGCUGAUCCAGCUCAUCAACGUGGAUGAAGUAAAUCAGAUUGUGACAACCAACGUGCGACUGAAACAGCAAUGGGUGGAUUACAAUCUGAAAUGGAAUCCAGACGACUAUGGCGGCGUGAAAAAAAUCCACAUUCCCUCGGAAAAGAUCUGGCGCCCAGACCUCGUUCUCUAUAACAAUGCAGACGGCGACUUUGCCAUUGUCAAGUUCACCAAAGUGCUCCUGGACUACACUGGCCACAUCACAUGGACACCCCCGGCCAUCUUCAAAAGCUACUGUGAGAUCAUCGUCACCCACUUUCCCUUUGACGAACAGAACUGCAGCAUGAAGCUGGGCACCUGGACCUACGACGGCUCGGUGGUGGCCAUCAACCCGGAAAGCGACCAACCAGACCUAAGCAACUUCAUGGAAAGUGGAGAGUGGGUGAUCAAGGAGUCCCGGGGCUGGAAGCACUGGGUGUUCUACGCCUGCUGCCCCUCCACCCCCUACCUGGACAUCACCUACCACUUUGUCAUGCAGCGCCUGCCCCUCUACUUCAUCGUCAACGUCAUCAUUCCCUGCCUGCUCUUUUCCUUCUUAACUGGCCUGGUGUUCUACCUGCCCACAGACUCAGGAGAGAAGAUGACUCUGAGCAUCUCGGUCCUGCUGUCCUUAACCGUGUUCCUCCUGGUCAUCGUGGAGCUGAUCCCCUCCACCUCCAGUGCUGUGCCCUUGAUUGGGAAAUACAUGCUGUUCACCAUGGUGUUUGUCAUCGCGUCCAUCAUCAUCACCGUCAUUGUCAUCAACACACACCACCGCUCCCCCAGCACCCACGUCAUGCCCGACUGGGUACGCAAGGUUUUUAUCGACACUAUCCCAAAUAUCAUGUUCUUCUCCACAAUGAAAAGACCCUCUAGAGAAAAACAAGACAAAAAGAUUUUUACAGAAGACAUUGAUAUUUCUGACAUUUCUGGGAAGCCAGGGCCUCCACCCAUGGGUUUCCACUCUCCGCUGAUCAAACACCCAGAGGUAAAAAGUGCCAUCGAAGGAGUCAAAUACAUUGCAGAGACCAUGAAGUCAGACCAGGAGUCCAAUAACGCGGCUGAGGAAUGGAAGUAUGUUGCGAUGGUAAUGGACCACAUUCUCCUCGGAGUCUUCAUGCUCGUCUGUAUCAUUGGAACCCUGGCUGUGUUUGCGGGUCGGCUCAUUGAAUUAAAUCAGCAAGGGUGAGCUGAGCUGAGCACCAGGCAGAGCAGAGAAUGGUGGGGAAGACAGAAAUAUCUGUCUACUUUGAUUCGAGCUCAUUUAUCAGACCUCUAACUUUCUGUAUUUAUGAUUAAUGCUACUGAUCUAUAUUUAUGUAAGGUGACAACCUCCAGCACCUUCACAGCGCUUCUCCUGCGGUCCUGCUCUAUCUU